AUGAAAUCUCUGCGGCUCAUAAGUCUCCUCGUGGGUUUGGCCUUCGCCGCGCCGACUGAGGUUACCCCAAGGAAUAUCUCAUCGACGCAAAGAGUUGUGUUACCCGGUGAAACUAUCGGAACCGACAUCGACCCGUCGAUCAUCGGCAAGCCUAUUCUGCAGAUAGUAGGCGAUGAUGGGGCCUCGCUCGAACGACGCGGCAUGUCAGACGGCGCACGCGAGGCUAUCUCUGCCCUCGAUCCCUCCACCAAAACCACACCAAGUGGCAGUAACAAAGCUGACUUCAGCCAAGGCGGCCCCCGUCCGCCUUUGGUCGUCUUCGCGGAGGGUUUAACUCCUCGCGGUGCGGAUCUUGGUCUGCGUCAACACCUGAGCUUCGCUGGCGGCCCCAGGCACGAUACCGUGUCGGGUGGGAAGGAGGGGCAGGUGAAAAAGAUUUCCAAUGGAAAGGAACAAAUUGGCGGAGGCCCUAAAGUUGGUGACAAGAAGAAUUCCCGAUUCGGCACAAAGAUCCGGGAAAAUAAGUUUCUACGAUUCAUUUCCGAGGCCAGCCCCGAGGCGUUUCGGCCGCUCGCCGAUGCCAUAAAGGGGGGCUCCAUCUCCGUUCAGGAUUGCGAGCUUGCAUUCAAGCGCUCGCUGUCAAAAACGAUAGAAAAGCGGUACGCCGAGUUUGGGAGCUUCAACAAAGCGGCCGACUCACUCAAGAACAUUAUCGUGGAUAUUUCCAAGUCCGCGCGCUUCGGCACGCCUAUUGGAUUCUGGGAGGAUGUAAUCAAGGAGCUUCCAGCAAUUGCCAAGGAGGUCAGCAAGGGUAAAACGCCCACGGAGAAGCUGGAAAUCGCCAACAGAGACAUCCACCCGGUCGUCAAAGCAUGGUCGUACACGCCUAUUGGCGCACUCAACGAGUUUCUCAUGCAGGAAGCGGCGAACAAGACGCCAAUUGUGCAGGGCACAGCGGUGGCAAUCAACAAACUCUGGUCGUACACUCCAUUUGGUUGGUUCAUCAAUAGGGUGUUUCCAGUAGAGCCGUUGAUUCGACAGAGUAACGUCUAA
Messenger RNA from Purpureocillium lilacinum, 1053 nucleotides. NCBI's taxonomy places the organism in Eukaryota, Fungi, Ascomycota, Sordariomycetes, Hypocreales, Ophiocordycipitaceae. The record is from RefSeq and is a predicted model, not a curated record.